GAUCGAUCAUGCAUGGAAGUAGCCGAGCGAGCGCUGCCCUGACUUGGUUCAUUUCUUCAUGCUGAACUACACGACUUUCCACCGCUCCUGCUUAUAUUUGCCUCGUUUCAGGCGACACAGAUACGUAUUUGCGUCCAUGCUAAGGAUUUUAAGAACUCGUUUUUUGCAACGGCACAUUUGAACGACUCCGGUUCAAGGAAAGAGCUACUCCUAGUUCUUCAGCCGUGACGAUACAGCGACAGCGCGGAAGACACAGACACAGAUCCGAGCGACAAGGAAGGCACGGCACUGUCUGUACGCUGGUUCUGUGGAGUUAAUUAUUAUUCAAAUGUUAUAGAAACAUUUCAUACCAGAUUUAUGCAUGGACACGCAGUUAUUACCUUGAAAAUCAACAAUGCAAUGCUGCGUAGGCCUAUAGUUGCAGAAACUAUUGGUGCGCAAAGAAGAGUUGAUCCGAGAGAAUAAUUAUUCAUUUGGGUAGGCUGUGGUAGACCGACUACAGGAGAAAACUAUUAGAAAGCUAUAAAUUCAUGUUUAUAAUAUCUGUGACAUCCCACAUCUUCUGCGGUUGAAGAGGAUGCGCUUGUUGCUACGAAUACAUGAUAAGAGCAUUAACUGAAAUAGUAUUUAUUUAAAACGGACCCUCAACUAAUAUUCAAGACAUUUACCCACCAAUUCCAAUAAUUUUUUAUUGCACAAACUGGCAGUGCUUUUUUUUUUUACUGAAUGAAAAAAUAACUUUUUCCAAAUGUUAAUUCAUGCCUCAGCACAAUAACUGCCUCGUGGAAUACUAAGAUAUAAGGCAAUUAUCAUUUAAAAGCCUUUAGAUGUGAAUAUAAUUUCACUCUGUUCAUUUGAAGAAUUCUACCGCGCCAGAGGCUGCAUCGAGAGGGACUUUGGGGUGUCCAAGUUCGGGAGCCAUGCCGCAGGUGGAAAUGAUCCUGUGCGUUUCCCUGGUGUUAUGGACGUGUGUCUACGGCCAAGAGCCGGCCUCCAAGGUGGUGUCCGACCGCUAUGCCGUCUACUGGAACCGGACCAACCCCAGGUUCUACCGGGGUGACUACCACAUCGACGUGUGUAUAAACGACUACCUGGAUGUUUUCUGUCCCCACUACCUGGUCUCUGUCCCCGAGGAGCGGACAGAGCACUACGUCCUCUACAUGGUCAACUAUGACGGCUACAGCUCCUGUGACCACACUGCCAAGGGCUUCAAACGCUGGGAGUGUAACAGGCCCCACUCCCCCAACGGACCCUUGAAGUUCUCAGAGAAGUUCCAGCUCUUCACCCCCUUCUCUCUGGGUUUUGAGUUCCGCCCCGGCAGAGAGUACUACUACAUCUCUUCCACCAUUGCUGACAAUGGAAGGAGAAGUUGCCUACGACUGAAGGUGUUCGUCAGACCAGCAAGUAAAUACAAUUGUGUGAAAACUGUCAGUGUUCACGAUCGGGUCUUUGACGUCAAUGAGAAAGUGGACAAUUCCCUAGAACCAAGAGAUGACACCAGCCACGAGUCAGCCGAGCCAUCCCGAGGUGACGUCAACUCCGUUGGCCGGGUUCAGACCGCCGGCCUGCUGGUGACCUCCUCCCUGCUUUUCUUGGCGGCCAUCUUGUCUUCAUAGCGCCCAGCCUGAAGGUUUUAGACAGAGCGGAGUGGACCGCCCUGACUGGACCACAGGCCCCCCACAACCCCCAAGGAGCACUUUUUAACAGACAGUCUCUCUCAGUGCAAGGGAGAGGAGAGACUUUUAAGUGGAAGUCCUUUUUAUAAACGUUGCUUUGGGGAGUUAAGAUGCCAAAAGCCUUUUUGACUCUCAUUUUGUCAUUUUACUUUCCUGUGAAUUUUGAUAUUUGAAGGCCAUGGUAUGCCAUUGAAUUUGCCCUCCACCCCCUCUCACACACUAACACACACACACACACAUGCUCUCUCUCUCUCCCUCCUCUGUAGCCACACCAAACAUUUUGCAAGAUUAAACAACGGAACAAAAACAUUUUCCAAACCCCCAAAUGACUUUGAUUGAGAAUAUGAUGAAGUCUUACAGCAAAUUACAAUUGAUAAUUUGAAGAAGGCUUGUGACUGAUCAGAUCAGCCAAUGGCAAUGAGGCCAAGGCAUACUGGCAAAUCAAAUGAGGACAAGGCAUGCUGGCCAAUCAACGGUGAAACAAGGAUCCAAAGCCAUGGUUGUUGCUCGGUGAAAUCCUGUUGUCAAGCGGAGGGGGCUCAGUUAUUUCCUUGCCUUUGAAGAGUCCAUUAGAAGUUCCUCUCAGGUGAUGGGGGUUGGAUUCAAUGACUCAGAGACUGGGGGAGGACGUUUGAGAUUAACCGGAAAAAUGUUUAGUACUUCGUGUCCUUGUAGGGGAAUUAGUGAUCGAUUAAUGUAUUUUUGAAAUGAAUCAGAUAAUUCAAGUUUAGCAGCCAACAUGGGUGUAUAUUUGCGAGGAGCGUGGGAGUUGAUAUGGUAUUUUAUCAGGCAAAUGUAUUUUCCUAUUUAUUGUUGAGUCCAUGAGCUCUUUCCCUUUUCUGAUGCCUGUCCUGGUUCAGUCACUGUAACUACAGCAGAGAGAAGCCCAGAACAUCCCACCACUAAAAAGCAUCACUCUCUCUUUUUGUUUAGGACAGAUAUACUAAUAUUUCAUUACUCAUACACAUUAAAUAUCUGGGCUUGGACUCAAAAUAUAAUUGGAUUGUUUUUAUCAAGCAGAGUUCAGGGAAGAGGACAGAAAGUCGGAUGUUGUAUCAGGGUGUAGGAAUGUGAGUUAUAACUGUGAUCUUCUCUGUAACAGUAAACACUAACUAUAUGCUAACAACUCAGCCCAUAUUACGAUCCACUACUUCUUUUGCAAACAUUGUCAUAACCUUUACCAAACUACAAUUAUGUACAUAAACACAAAGUACAGGGAUGACAGCAUUCUGUAACUAAUACGAUUCGUUUCAAUUAUGUUUUUAGUAAUAUUCUUGGGUUCUUCCCCAAGCAAACAGCACACACUUUCAUUGAUAUUGAUAGGUUAGCGACCAUGCAGUGAUGAUCAACCCACACGUCCCCACAGUUCUCCUAAGGUUGUGGUAACGUUGUGGACAUAAGGUUCCUCUAUAGCAGCUGCAGCUCUGGUAUGAUUUAGCCGUGUCUUUGAUGUUGUGUAGAGCGGCGCCCAUGCAGACCACAUGCUGGGGGGCCAUGCGCUGGUUAUUUCUGGAAUGAAAAAAAAAUGACCACCAAAGAGAGAGAGAGAGAGAGAGAGAGAGAGAGAGAGAGAGAGAGAGAGAGAGAGAGAGAGAGAGAGGGAGAGAGGUGUCCUGUUCAGCCCAGAGGUAACUUUACCACCAGAGGACCGGAGUGAGUGAUGAGGUGAGAGAGAGGCCCAGCUGAGAUCAAUAGAAAUUGGCUUCUCAAACACAGCAACACAAG
This is a messenger RNA of Coregonus clupeaformis (lake whitefish), 3401 nucleotides long. Its product is annotated as ephrin-A5. Gene Ontology annotation, molecular function: ephrin receptor binding. Lineage: Eukaryota; Metazoa; Chordata; Actinopteri; Salmoniformes; Salmonidae. The record is from RefSeq and is a predicted model, not a curated record. Gene Ontology annotation, biological process: regulation of actin cytoskeleton organization; axon guidance; regulation of cell-cell adhesion. The coding region runs from base 921 to 1616 and encodes 231 amino acids. Gene Ontology annotation, cellular component: plasma membrane; external side of plasma membrane. The transcript has 5 exons.